AUGGAUGGCAUCAUUAAUCCCGAAUUUUGUCACCCGACAUCCACCGUUUUAGGCCAGGAUCUGGAGGGAGGACCGGCGGCCGAAAUCUGGGCUCCACCCGACAGUUGGGGUGUUCAACCGGCUGAAGCAGAAUCCUCUUCACAACCGGCCUCCUAUAUGGAGGACGAAGCGACGGAUUUUGACGGCUAUUCCAUAGUAGGACAGGAGGAACAUUGGGAAUUACAAAAGAAAAAUUACUGUAUUCGUAUCUUUCGUCCCGACAACACCUUUGGCACUCUUCAACUGCCUCUCAACACAACCACCUAUGAUCUCAUCCAACGUUUAGCGGGGAAGUUCUUUUUACACGAUCUCAGCAAGUACAGCCUCUUGGUCACGCGUUACCAUCUCGAACGUGCAUUAUUGCCCAACGAGCGUCCGCUGCAGAUGCAAAAAACUCUGCUUGAACAGAUGGGAUAUACGGAACAAGAUAAACUGUACGAUGUCGGACGCGAAGAUAAUUCUUACCUUCUCCGUUUCACCUUUGGACCCAACCUUACCCAAACCUUGCAUGAACAACCCGAUGUCAACAACUACCAGCAUACAAAUUUCCAAGCGCGCAAUUUGGCGACGAUUCCGAUUUUUCUCUACAAGCAUGCAGCAAACAUUAUUUCCCUGGAUCUGUCCGAAAACCUGUUGAUUGAACUGCCCAUCGAUUUCAUCCAGAUGUGCAAACGGCUCAAACAGUUGUCACUCGCUGGAAACGAGUAUACAGCCUUGCCUUAUUCCACCAAAUCCAUGCAAGGACUCCAGCAGCUGAAUAUUUCCAAUAAUCGUCUUCGUGAAUUAUCCCACGCUCACAUUGAAGAAAUGACCCAUCUACUGGUUUUGCAUGCGUUUAAUAACCGCCUCACCUCCUUACCCGACACUUUCAAUUCAUUGCAGCAUUUGACGGCUCUGUAUAUAUCCAACAAUGCCAUGACCCAAUUUCCGCCCGUCAUUUGUCAAUUAUCGGCUUUGGAGUACCUCGACAUCAGCUUUAACAAGAUAACCGUGCUCCCCGACGAACUAGGCAAUCUUCGCAAGUUGAUUGGAUUUUACGCCAUUGCGAAUCGUCUAAGUGGCAGCUUGCCAUCCACUUUCUCCCAGUUGGAAAACUUGCAUGAACUGGAUAUUCGUCAAAACUUUAUCACGGAGCUCGACGUGAUCUGCUUGUUACCCAAACUGGAAAUGGUCUAUGUCGAUUACAAUGCGGUGAGCAUUGUCAGCUCCCAGUUCAAGAAUAUCAAAAAGCUGCAAAUGUGUAAAAAUCACUUGACCCAGUUCAAUCUCGGCUUCUGUCAGUUACCCGAAGCAGGAACCCUGUCCGCGAGCUUACCUCAUCCAGUGCCAUCGUAUACCGUGUCAUGCCUACUCACCGAUCUGAACCUCGCCAACUGCAAACUAUCCUCGAUUCAAUCGGACGUCUUCAAAAGUUUGACACUGCUGGAAACACUGGUUCUGGAUAGUAAUACGCUCAAUUUUCUGCCGCGCACCAUAGGCGUCUUGACCAAACUGGUGCGACUUUCCGUGCAAAACAACCAUCUUGAAAAUAUACCCAUGGAAAUUUCCAAAUUACCGGAACUCAAGGUCUUGGAUGCACAGAACAACAAUAUCAAAAUGUUACCGCAGGAAAUUUGGUUAUGUCCGUCCUUGCAGACCCUCAACUGUUCUUCCAAUCUUCUUCGCGCAUUUCCUGAUCCAAUCCAUGUCACGAUCCCCGGCAAUACUGUGCUUCCCCCGAUUUUACCUUCGAACGCCGCCUUUUCUUCCCACAUGGGUCAAGGCAUUGCGCCUCCCCCAAGAGAAGCUUACGCCGGUCCCGGGCCGCAGCAACUGUCGUCUUCCAGCUUGCUGAGCGGUCAUUCACCUCCCACAUUCAAUCCACCCUCCUUUUUCGCCAGUCCUCGCAACCAUCCUCCGCCAUUGUCUCUAUCGCUUCGCCAGCUGUUCUUGGGUGAUAAUCGAUUAACUGACGAUGUUUGGUCGCCCUUGUCUCUUUUCUUGGAAUUGCGCACGCUCAAUCUAUCGUUCAACGAUCUGUACGAGAUCCCCUCGGAAGGUUUAUGCCAUCAACAUCUGUACGAGCUGUACCUGUCUGGCAACGAACUUGCGUCCUUGCCAGCCGACGAUAUUGAGAAACUUGGCUAUCUACGUGUUCUUGCUGUCAAUGGCAACAAGUUACAAACCUUGCCAGCGGAAAUCGGCAAACUUCGAAAAUUGCUCGUGCUAGAUGUCGGUAACAAUGUCCUCAAAUACAAUAUUGCCAAUUGGCCGUAUGACUGGAAUUGGAACUGGAAUUUGGGGCUGAAAUAUCUCAACUUGUCGGGCAACAAACGCUUGGAGAUCAAAAAGACGCAACCGGACAGCAUUAAUCCGAAAGAAAAGAAUCUUUCCGACUUUAGUGCGCUGGCACGACUGCGGAUGUUGGGGUUGAUGGACAUCACCAUUUUGGGGGUGUCGACGCCGGAAGAGACAGAGGAUCGCCGUGUGCGCACGUCCCCGUCGGAUGUGAACAAUAUGGGCUACGGUGUGGCGGACUGGUUAGGACCCAGUGAUCAUUUAGCCACGUGGGAUCUCGUCAUGCCGCGAUUCCGAAACAAUGACGAUGAAUGCAUAUUUGGCUUGUUUGAUGGACGUAAAAACAGUCGCAUGGGAUGUCGACUGACCAAAUAUCUCAACGACAAUCUGACCCGACAUUUCGCUGACGAAUUGAUCAAAACCAAGGAUGACGAGACCGUGGUAUCGGCGCUUCGACGAACCUUUUUGACCCUGGAGAAAGAAUUGGGCUCGGCACCAGACCGUGAUAAAGAAGCUGGCGCGUCCGCCGUCGUCUGUUACAUCAGCGGUACCAAACUUUAUGUUGCCAAUGUAGGAGACGCCUUGGCUAUUAUUUCUCGCAAUAGCGGUCAAGCGUACGAAAUUACCCAAAAGCAUAUCCCAUUAAAUCCCAGUGAAACAGCGAGAAUACGAAGCGCCGGUGGAUUUGUAUCCAAUGCCGGCCUGUUGAACGAUCGGUUAGGCGUGUCUCGCAGUUUUGGCUACUUCAACUUGAUUCCCGUCGUGAACGCGAACCCUUACAUUUCACUGAUCGAAUUGACGGAGAAUGACGAGUUUGUCAUCAUGGCCUCGCGUGGUUUGUGGGAGCGCAUGUCGUAUCAAACGGCGGUGGACAUUGCACGUACCGAACGAGAUGAUUUGAUGGCUGCAGCACAAAAACUUCGUGAUUUCGCCCUGACGUAUGGUGCCGACGACAAUGUCAUGGUCAUGAUCAUCGGGGUCGGCGAUCUCUUUGAUAAACGUGAUAAGCGGCUACGCAACUUGCGAGGCAUCAAUGUCAGUCGCGCAGGCAGUGGUUCGGACGGUAGUGGUAUGACAUUGGAAGAAGCGGCAUUGCGACCAGGCAGUAUAGUUGUAGGCAAAACCAAACGACGUGGCAAAGAAGAAGAACCAGGAGAUUCGACGUUGGCACGUUUGCAACGAGAAGUGCCUCCACCGAUCAAUCAGGUGGCUCUUGUGUUUACGGAUAUCAAGAGUUCAACGUUACUGUGGGAAACCCAGCCAGAAGAUAUGCGAUCGGCGAUCAAGAUUCAUGACGCCGUCAUGCGUCGUACAUUACGUACUGUGGGCGGUUACGAAGUGAAAACGGAAGGAGAUGCAUUCAUGGUGUGUUUCCAAAAUAUUACCAGUGCGUUACUUUGGUGUUUCACUGUCCAGCUGCAGCUACUGGAAGCAGAUUGGCCCGCGGGUAUUCUCGAUACAGAAGAAGGCCGCGAGAUUGAAAAGGACAGUGUCAUCAUUUAUCGCGGAUUAUCGGUGCGUAUGGGAAUUCAUUGGGGUACACCGGUAUUUGAACGCAAUCCUAUCACGAACCGUAUGGACUACUUUGGUCCGGUGGUGAACAAAGCGAGUCGUAUCUGCAACGCGGCGGAUGGUGGGCAGAUUUGCGUGUCGUCGGAUGUCAUUGCAGCUCUACGCAAUAUCACGGGCCUGAUUGUCAACGACAACGACGCUUCGGUUGCGGCUUCCGGCAGUUAUUCUGUGGGACGAGAUAUUCAGCAACUGAAACGACUUGGAUUUCAUGUGAUGGAACUGGGCGAACGGCGCUUGAAAGGAUUGGAAACACCGGAAAUGUUGAGUUUGGUGUAUCCGAAGCAGAUUGCGGGACGUAUGGAGUUGGAUAAGAGCGCCAUUAUCAAGAAUGCAGCUUUAUUACCGGAAACGGAGCCGCCACGAUUGACGGUCACUUCUGGGACACCUUCUCCUGCCUCGGAAAUUGAAGAACCUCCGGAAGUGGGUGCUCCUUCGCCUACGAAACAAGUUGGCAAAGUCCAGCAUCGUCCAUCUAUUACGCGAUCUCCGGGAUCAAACGGCGCUGGUCGCAUCCUUGAUCCGUCACUUGUUUGCGCGCUAAAUACACUGGCGAUUCGCUUGGAGCACAUCACGAGCGGAAAGGCGGCGCCAAAAUUGACAGCGCAGGCCAUCGAAAACGGUGAGGUGGAAUCGUGCUUUGUCGGUGCGAUGCACCGUCACAUCCAGUACGAUGCUUCCGAUGAAGAGCUCAUGGCUUUGGUCGAGAACUUUGUCACCCGCAUCGAGAAUGCCGCCUCUUCGUUAUAUUUACAAAAAGUGGGACGAUUUGCCAGCGUGCUGGAAAAACUCGGCGAAGCCAUUGAAGUUGAUUCUAUGCACAUCUUGCGCGCUUUGCAAAUGUACUCUGAGGUGAGCGGAUUGUCCACCAAGCCUUAA
This is a messenger RNA of Radiomyces spectabilis, 4764 nucleotides long. RefSeq lists its product as uncharacterized. The transcript is spliced from 8 exons. Gene Ontology annotation, molecular function: protein binding. Lineage: Eukaryota; Fungi; Mucoromycota; Mucoromycetes; Mucorales; Radiomycetaceae. Gene Ontology annotation, biological process: cyclic nucleotide biosynthetic process; intracellular signal transduction. Bases 1 to 4764 code for a protein of 1587 amino acids. The record is from RefSeq and is a predicted model, not a curated record.